Messenger RNA from Trichomonas vaginalis G3, 2532 nucleotides. Its product is annotated as A-type inclusion protein-related family. The record is from RefSeq and is a predicted model, not a curated record. Bases 1 to 2532 code for a protein of 843 amino acids. The transcript has a single exon. Lineage: Eukaryota; Parabasalia; Trichomonadida; Trichomonadidae.
AUGCAUCGUGAUAACGGGAACGAGAAUUCCCCACCUUCUGAAUCUCGUUCCACUGUCAUUAAAAUGAUGCAGGAGCAAAUUCAAGACCUUUUAUUUUAUCGAAACGAAUAUGAAAAUAUCGAAAGUAGACUCAAAAUUGCUGAGAAUGCAUUAAUUGUACAAGAAGAACAAUAUAAACUUAAAAUAGACGAACUUACAAGUGAACUCGAGAGCGUUAAAGAGCAAAAUGCCCUCUUAAUCGAUCAAACGAUGAGAUUCAAAGCACAACAAAUCGGUGAGAGUCAAAAAGUUCUAAAAGAUACAGAUGUUAAAAUCAAAAUAUACAAAGAAAAGUAUGAUGAUCUUCUCAAAAAUUCUUCAGUUGAUGCAAUUGCUCGACAAAAAGCUAAAACAGAACAACUUAGACAGAAGAAUAAAGAAGUAGUAGAUAAAUUAUCUGCAGAUCUAAAAAAUGCACAAGCUCAAAUUAAGCAAAACGAAAAUCAACUUGGCGAACUCAAAACAUCCAAUAAAGAUCUUAAAAAUACAAUUAUUCAACUUAAUAAGCAGAUAACCGAAUUGAAAGAUAAAAAUCAAUCCCUUCAAAAAGAUGUUAAUACAUUAUCACUUGAUCAUAAGCGUAAGACUGAUUUAUUGGUUCAACAAAGAUCGAAACUACAAAUUGAUGCUUUGAAGAAGAAACAAAAUGACGCUAAAGCAUCACAAAUUAUGGAUAAAAACAAAAAAGCUUUGAUGUUCAAGGAUGGACAAAUAGCUAAGCUGUCCACUGCAUUAGAAAAUGAAUCAAAACUCAAGAAAAAGCAAGAAUUAAGAAAUGAGAAAUUAAAAAAGUCAACUGCGGAUACAAUUUCAAAAUUACAAACUACAAUUUCGAAUCUGAAAGAAGAAAAUGAAGCACUAAGACAAUCAAAGCAAGAAAGCGAAGAAAGCGAAUCAUCAAUGGAAGUUGAGUUAGUUUUUCUUCGUAAUCAGAAAAAGCAAUUGGAAGAAAAACUUGAUGCUGCUCAAAAACUCCACCAAAAGAAUGUCAAGCUUCAACAAGUUGUCGGUCAACUGAAGAAUGCUGUUGAAAAUCUUGAAACUAGCGCAUCUUCUUAUGAAUCAGAAGCACAAACAAAAGAAUCCGAUCUUCGUGCCAUAAUUCAGAAGCAUUUCGAAGGUGUAGAUGAUACUACUGAAUGGGUAGUUUUAAUUGCUAUGGCAGAUAAAGCACUUGAUGAAACAGAAGCAUUGAAAAUCCAUUGCCAAAAACUAGAGAAGAAAUUGGAGAAAUCCAAACAAAAGAGGAUGAAACUUUCAGAGGAUCUUUAUCAAUCACAAGCAAACUUGAAUGAUGUACAAAGAGAAGUUGAUGAAGUUAAGUCUCAAAUGGCUUUGAGAAUCGCAGGAUCGAAGAGAACAAUUUAUAGUAGCGCAAAUUCUAGGAAUCAAGGAGGAUCAUCAUUAGAUAAUGCCAGCCCAAGAAGCCCUGCUGGUUCAAACAAUGGUGAUUUCAAUUCAGCUCUUGCUGUAAUGAAUCCUGCUGUGUCAAGUGCCGAAGCUCAUGCAAUGAUGAUGGAUUUGAGCGAAAUAAAUUCUUUCAGAGGCGUAAUUUCACAAAAAAUCGAUGUUUCAAACUUCAAAGCUAGAAAUGCAAUCUUGCAAGCUAAUGCAAAACUGAAUGGACAAGAAUGGUACCCUGUUAAUGCUAGAACAAUUACAUUAGUAUCAGUUUUUGCUAUAAGAUUCCUUCAUUUCAAGAGAAUAGCUCAAUUCAAUCCAAGUACAAUCCUUUCAUUUGUUACUCCUUGUGGAAGGAAAUAUACUUCAAUUGAAGAAACUCUUCUUCAAAAUGUUAACAAAGUUAUGGAAGAUAAUAACAGCAUGCAUGGCAAAGAAGAAGAAUCUGCCGAAUUUAUUAACAACUCAGCUGAACAGAUAACAACUCUUAAAUCACAAGUUGAUCAAUAUGAAUCUCAAAUCAAAGAUGAAAGAAGGCAAAAAGAAGAGCUCCAGAAGUCUUUAGACAAAUUAAAGGCAGAAUUAUCAAAGAAAGUCGACUCUGCACUUUACGAAGAAACUCAGAAACAGCUAAGAGAAACAACACAGCAUGAAAAAGAUCUCUCGGAAGAAUUAACAAGUGUCAAAGGAGAAUUGCAAAGAUUACUUGAUGCUGUGAAAAUUAAUAAAACUAAUGAAACAAAUAUAACAGCACAAUUAGAUGAAUCUUUGCGAGUAAAUGAAGAACUUAAAGGACAAAUAGAGAAACUACAACAAGAGCUACAAGUUCUUUAUGUAGCUAAUAAAGAGAAAUCAAGAGAUAUCCUAGCUUUGGAAAGGAAGAAUAACAGUAAAAUUUCAAAGAUUUCUCUUGAAUUACCUGAUGUUUCAUCUUCUCAAACUGGAGAAGAAUUACAAAAGCCAACAAAGAGAAGAUCAAAGAGUGUCUCGUUCACAGCUCAAAAACAACAGCAAAACCCAUCAUUCUUCUUAAAUGAGAAUAUCAGGGAUGGAUUGGCACAAAUGCAAAAUGCAAUUCUCAAGCAUGACUGA